Effrenium voratum is the source of this 1418-nucleotide messenger RNA. Lineage: Eukaryota; Dinophyceae; Suessiales; Symbiodiniaceae. The record is from the annotation of a GenBank genome assembly.
AAGCUUACUGCGGCUGCUGGCGAAUCUAGCAGGCCAUGUUUGGAGCCACGCCGCCCUUCGGAAACGGCUUCGGCAACACCGGCGGGGGCCUGUUUGGCGGGGGUGGAUGCGGUGGUGGCUGCGGCGGCUUUGGCGUCGGCGGCACACCGCAGAUUAAGGAUCCCAACACCAACCAGGAUGCCCCAGUCCCGGAGAGCCCGAGCGACGGCAUCAGUUGCCUGCGGUGGUCACCUGCAGCCAACAUCUUCGCUUGUGGAUCCUGGGACAAGAGUGUGAGAAUAUGGGAGGUCACAGCACAGAACAUCCAGCCUCGCAUGGCUUACAACCACGAGGCCCCAGUGCUGUGCUGCGCCUUUUCCAAGGAUGGACAGCGCGUGUUUAGCGGAGGAUGUGACAACAAGGUGAAGAUGAAGGUGCUGCAGACGCAGCAGGAACAGCAGAUAGGGCAGCACGAUGGUCCGGUGAAGGAGGUCUUUGCGCUAGAUGAAAUGAACAUGGUCGUUUCCGGCAGCUGGGACCGGACGCUUCGCUUCUGGAACCUGCAGCAGCCGACGCCGGUGGCAACCUUGCAGUUGCCGGAGAGAGUCUACUCCAUGGAUGUGAAAUUCCCAUUGCUAGUCGUGGGAUGCGCUGAUAGACACGUGCUGGUCUAUAAUUUGCAGGCCAUUCAGCAAAAUCCGCAGCCGUACAAGCAGGGCCAGACAGCCCUGAAGCUGCAGACGCGCGCAAUUUGCGCCUUCCCGGACAAGACGGGGUAUGCAGUGGGUUCUGUUGAGGGCCGAUGCUCCAUCGCGUACAUCGAGGACUCCAGCAAGAACUUUGCUUUCAAGUGCCAUCGCACCAACACGGAGAUUUACGCCGUGAAUGACAUUGACUUCCACCCGCAGAUGGGGACUUUUGCCACCUGCGGUGGUGAUGGCACCUUCGUGUGCUGGGACAAGGAGAACAGACAGCGACUGAAAGCUUUCAAUUCUUGCCACUAUCCGAUCACGGCUGGCAAAUUCAAUGCACCCGGUGAUUUGUAUGCCUACGCGGUGUCCUAUGACUGGAGCAAGGGCCAUGAGCACAACCACCCCAGCCUCCCGAAAGGCGUCUUGGUGCACAAGGUGCAGGCAGCAGAGGUGCAGCCCAAAGCGGCGGCCAACGGACGUGCAAAGCGCUGAGGGCCGGUGCCAGCUGGUGCCUUGAGUCGUGACUCGGACAGACGCUGGCAGACAUUUCAGGUCGCAAGGGCAAGUCAGAUGUGGCUGCUGUACAGGUGCCCUGCUGUGGCUUGAUGCUUAUGACUUUAGGUCUCACAAAGAUCGCAGGUCCAUGCGAAGGCGAACAACUGACGGGAUUGUCCAGCAGAGCAGUUGAUCUGCAUGUGGCGCUGGGUGCAAGGGGGUUGUCCCGUGGCUUGGGCCCUUAGUUUAGCG